Messenger RNA from Rubroshorea leprosula, 2022 nucleotides. NCBI's taxonomy places the organism in Eukaryota, Viridiplantae, Streptophyta, Magnoliopsida, Malvales, Dipterocarpaceae. The record is from the annotation of a GenBank genome assembly.
GACAAUGACUCAAGACAACAGAUUUGGAUUUUGGAGUCGGAAAUCAAACCCUUCACCGCUCUCGCUGGGUUUACCUCUCCGAUUCUUCUCCCUCUAAUUUCGCGGCGACCGGACCACCGCCUCUCCUUUUUUUUUUCCGGCCAUCUACAACCCCCAACUGUACCCGCCAUGCCAUGAACUAUACUCCUCUGUUGUUGGAUAACAGUUCCCUUCCUCGCUACUCUGUUUAUUUCACUUCCUCACUCCUCUCCUUAACUGCAUUGUCUUUUCCCCCCGCAUAAACCGUAGUUCCUCCCCGCCGGAGCUCAUCACCUUCCCUUUUCGGAUCCAGGCUGUAGAAUUAGUAUAAGCAACAUGGCAGAUACUGAAAUGAUGGAACAAGAUGUGGCAGAGGCUUCCGAUGUCACCCUUGUUGAUGCUACUGUUCAAGAGCAAGAAUCUUCUUGCCCUCCACAUGUUCCAACCCCUGGUGAUAGCAGUCAAUCCCCUCAUCUUGGGACAGCUGAUGAUAAGACUUUGACGUUGCCUACUGAUGUUAAGCUGAGUGAGCCUGAUAGCCAUGAUGAUAAAUCUGCUACUGAUGCAAAUACAAAUGCCAAUGAUACGGAUCUGACUGAACUGGAGGAGAAGAAAAGCAGUGGAAAUCCCAAUGAUGGAGACACUGCUCCCAUAGCCCCUGCAGAAACAGAACCUUUGACUCCUAAAGCUGAGGGAGAAAAUGUUGGCAAAUCAAAGAAUUGGUUGCUUGAUCCUGAGAUGGGGGAUGCUGACGAAGCUGGGACACCAGAGGAGCGAGCAGAAUUCAUGAAGGAGCUUGAAACUUUCCAUAAGGAGAAUUCCCUGGAAUUCAAACCCCCUAAGUUUUAUGGCGAACCACUAAAUUGCCUUAAGUUAUGGAGAGCUGUUAUUAAAUUGGGUGGCUAUGAUUUGGUGACUGCAUCAAAGUUAUGGAGACAAGUAGGAGAGUCUUUCCACCCCCCAAAGACUUGCACAACUGUAUCUUGGACAUUCCGCAUUUUCUAUGAGAAGGCUCUAUUGGAGUAUGAAAAGCAUAAGAGGCAGAAUGGUGAGAUUCAACUACCUGAGUCUUCUCUCCCUCCAGCAAGUGCUGAAAAGGAGACAAGUAGCUACCAACCCCCAGGAACAGGCAGGGCACGCCGAGAUGCUGCAGCACGUGCCAUGCAGGGUUGGCAUGCUCAGCGCUUUCUUGGAUAUGGCGAGGUUACUGAGCCAAUUGUUAAGGAUAAGGCCUUAAAUUCUAAUCAGAAGCGUGAAAAGAAUCUCAAAAGCAUUGGUUUGCAAAAGCAUAAGACUCAAACAAGCGUGGAGCUUGUGGUGAAACCCAUGCAGAAUGGAUCAGAUAAGCAACUUGUGACUGAAGUUGUUGAUAUUGGACCUCCUGCUGAUUGGGUCAAGAUCAAUGUGCGCGAAACUAGAGAUUGCUUUGAGGUAUAUGCUCUUGUUCCUGGGCUCCUACGAGAGGAGGUUCGAGUUCAAUCAGAUCCUGCUGGACGUCUGGUCAUAACAGGUCAGCCAGAGCAGCUUGACAACCCUUGGGGUAUCACACCCUUUAAGAAGAUUGUGAGCUUGCCUGCUAGAAUUGAUCCGCUUCAGACAUCUGCUGUUGUUAGCCUGCAUGGAAGGCUCUUUGUACGUGUUCCUUUUGAGCAAGGAUCAGUUUAAAUUAUUUUCACCUGACCAUCAGCUAUCUCGUUAGGUUUUCUGCGUAGGAACUGUAAUGGUUUAGAGAAGAAAUGUAAUGGAAAGGAAACACAGCCUUGUUGAAUCAAUUGAUAUCUCCCUUUCCUCUUUUCAUUUGUUAUUGAAGUUGAAAGAACUGGUAGUUUAUGAAGGCAUUUGCAUUUUUAUGAGAUACCCAAAGCCCAGGAAGAGCAAUGCCAUUGUUAUCUCCGGUGGUUGUAAAUUGAAUGUGUUAGAAUCAUUAACAACUGUACCUGUGCACUUAGCUUCUUGAAUUGGGCUAAGUCUCUUAUGGGGUCCAAAUGAAAAAUCUCUAGUUGG